Molecule: messenger RNA, 2191 nt
Organism: Cuculus canorus (common cuckoo)
Lineage: Eukaryota; Metazoa; Chordata; Aves; Cuculiformes; Cuculidae
Gene: TPGS2
Product: tubulin polyglutamylase complex subunit 2
Exons: 7
Coding region: 110-985 (291 amino acids)
Biological process (GO): protein polyglutamylation
Source: RefSeq, a predicted model, not a curated record
GCCGUGGCUACAGGGCAGGAGGAAGGACAAAAAGGGUGAUGCCUCCCCCCACUACCGCGGGUCUUGGGUGUGGAGCGCAGCGCGGGCGGUGAGGGUAGCCGGGCGGAGGAUGGAGGAGAAGCCCCCCGCCGGUAUCAAGCCCUACCUGGACAAGCUGACCCUGGGGGUCACACGGCUCCUGGAGACUUCUCCAGGAGUUGCUGAGGUGUCGUUUGUGGAAAAGGAGCCAGCUGACCGGCACACAAUCAUUUCGUGGGAGCAAAAAAAUUCGUGCAUAUUGCCAGAGGAUUUAAAGAACUUCUAUCUGAUGACUGAUGGCUUUCAGAUGACCUGGAGUGUGAAGACUGACGAUGCCCCAAUGCCCCUGGGCUCCAUGGUGAUUAAUGGUAUCUCAAAGCUAUGUCGGCUUGGGGGUUCCUCGAUGUACACUCUGCCUAAUGCUCCGUCUCUUGCCGACCUGGAAGAUGACACAGACGAGGAAGGUGAUGGAGACAAACCAGAGAAGCCACACUUUGAUUCUCGUAGUCUUAUCUUUGAAUUAGACCCAUGCAAUGGGAAUGGAAAAGUUUGUCUUGUUUAUAAGCAUGCUAAACCAGUUGUCUCCCCAGACACAGAGAUAUGGUUCCUGGACAGAGCUCUGUAUUGGCAUUUCCUCACCAAAACCUUCACAGCCUACUACCGCCUGCUCAUUACGCACCUGGGUCUCCCACAGUGGCAAUAUGCCUUCACUAGCUACGGGGUCAGCCCCCAGGCCAAGCAAUGGUUUAACAUGUAUAAACCUGUAACCAUCAACACAGCUCUUCUCUCUGAAGAAGCCGAUUCCUUUGUGAACAAGCUGGACCCCAAUAAGGUAUUUAAAAGCAAGAAUAAAACCCCAGUGAUCAAAAAGAAACUACCCUCACAGCCAGCGGGCUCGCAGAAGAGUCACACAAGCAUGACCUCCUCCAAGACAUCCUCACUACCUGGGAAUUCCUCAAGGAAGUAAGAUGCCCAGAUAUGACCCUGGACAGCAUUUCAAAUAAGCUUUGAUGUUCUCUGAUGCAGAGUCUCAGUGGUUCAGAGACCAAAUUCCUUGUGCAUGAAUAGCUGUGCCCAUGCAAAACACUUUUCAACAUUUGCAUGAAAUAUAGCCGUGAUGUACUUUGACAUGGGAGGGAUAUCGUUCCUGGAGACUCUGAGAAAAAAACUUGAGACAUUGAUUUUAUUCCCUUCUGCUACUUGCAGCAUGUACUUUUCAGAGGGCAUGAAGAAGCCCUUGAUGUUGCUGCUCUAUAGGGAAGCUUCUGUUCCUGUACAACUGUAGCAGUGAAAUGAAAGCAGAUGUAAGUCACUGUUACUUUAGUAGACCCAUGCUGAAGUACAGUGUAUGAAGAUAUUUCUGCCAUAUCCUUUGAAUGAAACCUGUCCUGACCUUGCAUGCUAUGGGAGCAGACUGGAGCCUACUGAACAAAGAAAUAUGUUAUGCUUCAGACAGAAUCAAACUCCAUGCUUUCCUGUGGUCCUUCCAAUGUCUGCUCUGAGAUUCAUGGUACAAAGAGACCUGGGGCUUCCAUGUCUCUGUUUUGGCAUAGCCACAAACCACUUUUUGGCCUUUGUUUCCUCUCUUUUCCAAUAGCGAAUUCUGUGUGAUCUCCUUCCCAAUAAGUCUGAAGGCAGCCAGAAGCUGCAAGAUCCGUUAUUGCCUCUGCUUUCUCCUCUUCUGGGAAAUGCUGAGCAAGGGCAGGUCAGUGACAUUGAGAGUCAUGUAAGCCGGGAGGACCCCUUGGUUUGUCACACAUUCAUUUGCAAAGUUGACCAUUCCAACAGCCUGUUACAUUUCACUUGGGCCAGGGGGCACUGGGAUUCUACAGCCUUAGAAGCCCCUAAUGAUGUUUUCUAUACUGUAAGUUUUCAGGUUAGAACUGCACUUUAACCUAUUCACUGCUGGUUUUUAGUUACAUCUGUUCCUUUACUUCUCUAUACCAUUCGGUCUUCUUGGAUACACUGGAAGCAUUUGGUAGCAUUCAGCACAUUUUGUGCUUAAGCAGGGAAAUUAAAAGCACCAUCUUGAAAUAAGCAUUGAUUAUUUGAACAGCAUAAUCCGUAAUUUAUUGAAGAGUCACAUAAUUACAUAAAACAAACCUACCUCACAGGGAUGUUGUGAGGCUUCCAUGAGUAUUUGUAUGGCCCUCAGAAAGAUAAAGCCACCCUG